CUCUUCUUCACAGCACUACCUAUAAUCGGCCAAACCCUCUUCCUACAUAAACCAGCGCAUCCCACCCCCACCUCAACAAAUCUUCCUUUUUGUUUCUCUCCUCGGGUUGACCUCGCCCGCCCGCCUCUUGCCGGCUCCUCUUCACGAGGAUACGCGCCCCCUCAUUAUCAGUCACAUCAUCGUCGAGUUUGUCCAAUAUGGCUUCUCGUGCUGCUGCUUCAACUCGGAAGGCUUAUGCCUCUGACUUUGAGCGGAGGGUGGACGAGGUCAAUGUUUCCAAAAGUCACCUGAACCAUCUGGUCAUGAACUAUCUCAUCAACGAAGGAUAUCAGAAGGCUGCCAUGAACUUCGCCAAAGAGGCUGGCAUUCAGCCUCAUGCUGACAUGCCGGCUAUGGACGAGAGGAUAAACAUUCGGAACGACAUCCACUGUGGCAACAUACAGUUGGCGAUAGAGCGGAUCAACUGUUUGCAUCCUGAGAUACUGGAUACAGACCCUUCGCUCCACUUUUCCCUCCUCCGCUUGCAGCUCAUUGAGUUGAUCCGCAAGUGCACCUCCACACCCGAUGGCGACAUCACCCCUGCCCUUGAAUUCGCAACCACCCAUCUUGCACCCAGGGCUCCCGGAAAUGCUUCGUUUUUGGAGGACCUCGAGCGGACGAUGGCUCUGCUAUGUUUUCCCAAGGAUAACCUUGCUCCUCCGUUGGCCGAGCUGAUGGAUCCGGCUCUGAGACGUCGCGUAGCUGCACAAGUCAAUGAGACCAUCAUGGAGGCUCAAGGGAUGGCGAAGGAACCCAAGAUUCGUAGCCUCAUCAAGCUACGGGCGUGGAGUGAAGACCGCGCGAGGGCCACCAGGAAAGGCUCGGAACUUCCACCCCUUGAUUUGGGAUUGGACAUUGGAACUGUUGAUCAGCCUAUGACUUCAUAAUCUUCUUUUCGCCUCUUUUUGCACCCGCACUCAUUACAUGGCGUGUUUGAGUCUCUUUCACGAUACAGCGCUGCGUUGGCGUUUGCUCUUAUGUUGGCUUCCUUGCUUGGUGUUCUGUAUAUAAUCUGGGCUUUCGAAUUACUGGCUAGCUGGCGUUGAAGCUAUCUUCUAUGGCUGCAGAGGAUCUCUACACGAAACUCUGGGCCAUAAAAUAUGGGUACUUUUUUGUUACUCUUGAAUACACGCCUUUACAAUGAAUUUAAAAUUCACUUUUUGCACAUCACGAGGCCGAGUG
Messenger RNA from Tricharina praecox, 1221 nucleotides. Its product is annotated as CTLH/CRA C-terminal to lish motif domain-containing protein. Lineage: Eukaryota; Fungi; Ascomycota; Pezizomycetes; Pezizales; Pyronemataceae. The record is from RefSeq and is a predicted model, not a curated record. Gene Ontology annotation, cellular component: cytoplasm; nucleus. Gene Ontology annotation, biological process: proteasome-mediated ubiquitin-dependent protein catabolic process. The transcript is spliced from 4 exons. Bases 198 to 926 code for a protein of 242 amino acids. Gene Ontology annotation, molecular function: protein binding.